GUUAGGCCUCACGUUGGUGUCAUGGAUCUUUGCUGCUAUUGUCGGAAGGCAGUUCGUGGUAGGAGUGCUCCUGCGUCGCUGCGUGCGAUUGACGUGUUUCCAGGGAGGUUCAGAAGGAACUUUGGUGGUUGUUUUUCUCCUUGGGGGCUGCUUCAUGUUUGUGGGUGCCCUCAUCUACAACCAGCUGGUGCCUGACGAUCAACUGGACGGCACGUCCAAUGAUAUUUUCCUGAUCUUCGGUGCGCAGACGGAGCAGUAUCGCCAUGUCAACCAAUGUUGGCAGGCCUUGUCCUUGCUGGUGGAUAUGUUGACCAUCCUCACCGUGCUGGACGUGUGUUUGCAGGAUGAAAUGAGAUAUCCCAACUUCGUGCCCAGCAUCAAAGCCAUCUGGAUCAGGAGCUUUCAGGGAUGGGUUCGCGUGGUCUUCGCCUGGUCAUGCUUUAUUUGUGGCGCUGUGCCCAUUGUGUGGCUUGUUUUUCUCACAGGGCCCAAUCAGGACCAAAUUUCGGCGCCUGUGAUCUUUGGUGGUUCGGAUGAGGUGACACGCAGCAUUUGCGCUGGUGUCUUAGUCUUCGUUGACCUCCUGGUGACCGUGCAGGAUUGGGACUUUCCGACCUUUGAAGAGCCCUUGGAAAUUCAGGUGCCAACGAAAGUCUUGGGUACUUUUAGUGACAAGCUGAAGAUCACAUUCGUGGCCAAGUUCUUAGCUUUGAUACCUCAACCCUCCUGCAGUUGCUGGAAACGCCUCUGUCGAUAUCUGCCGGGCCCAGAGUUCUUUCAAGUCUCCAUCCGUGGGAAGUGGUUGCAGUAUGGGCCGCUCUGCGUUGUCAUGUUCAUUGAUUUGUGCUACUCCCGGACUCAGCUCUUCUACGAUCCCAGUUUCUUCGGACAAUAUGCAGAUCCCAGAGAUUUCUUCAUUUGGACCAUCACCGAUCAGGAAACACUGGAGAGCUCGUAUGAAGGCGGAUAUCUGAAGGAAAACGCCAGCGAGUUGAUCUCCUUUGAAGGCCGCUGGAACACCAGUACCUACGAAGUGUUGACUCCGGAAGCACUGACCGAUGCGACGACCCAAGUCGGAACGGAACGUUUCACGGAACGGCUGAUGGGCUGCGGGCUCUGGAUCAGCGGCUCCGCGUUGUUCUCCUUCGCCUGCUGCAUCUGCACCGCCGAUUGGAGGAGGGCUCGGGUUCUACAGGAGAUCAAAUUGGAGGAAGAAGAAAACCGUGCCCGCGCGAGAGAAGUUGAAGAGAAACCGGAGGCUGCGGCGAUUUCUGAAACGCCCAAAGAGACACCUGAGGUGCCUCCAGCACCUCAACCAGCAGAGGCCAGCGAGGUGAUCUCCGAUUUUAGUAGUGGCUUGGUGGAGACGCUGUGA
Cladocopium goreaui is the source of this 1375-nucleotide messenger RNA. The record is from the annotation of a GenBank genome assembly. Lineage: Eukaryota; Dinophyceae; Suessiales; Symbiodiniaceae.